AUGGAUCAUGACGAGAAACCAGGGUUGAUUGCGAGCCACGUCGCAAAGACCCUCGAGUCUUUUCAAAAUUUCGAGGGCGCUCUUUCCAAGGCUGCCAGGUCUAAUGACGUCUUGGAGGGAGCCACGUUGAACAAAUAUCUACUCCAGACAGAGAAUGAUUUCACUCGAUUUAAGAUGUGGGUCGGUAAUCAGACAGCCCAUCAAAGCGGUCCUUCCUCCCUCGAUGGUCGACUUAGGGAAGCCGCCCAUCUGCAACAACAGGUUACCUACCUCCUCAAGGGCAUGUCUGAAUCCUUACAAACUGCAACGUCGCUGGUUCAAGACGACCCUUCCUUUCUAGUGCAGAGCCAAGAGGAUGGAAAGCAUGAAGCCUUUCAACACGACGACUCUCACUCCUGUUCUUCAGACUCAGCCGAAAGCGAUGAGUCCGACUUUUCUGUUCCUGGUUCCGAUAACCUGCCGAGCUCAGGUCUGCCCACACUCCUAACCGACAUAGGAGAAGUUGUUGAUUGUCUCCUGCGUCUGUCAGUAGCCACCGCCAACCCAGCACCGCACGAGCACUUUCGCAAACCUUACACCAAGCCGAAUGAAAUCAGGUACUCCCCUUCAGCAUAUGAGCGAAGCGAUAUCGAACACGUCAGAAAGAGAUUCCCCAGUAUCACCGAUGAUAUGGCAAAGAAUUUGGCGAAGUUCAUCACUCGCCGACAUCGAUUCUUCAAAGAUCUAGAGGCGCAUCGUAGAGAGUUAGCUUCCAACAGGGAAAACGAUAAAUACUACACUGAGCUCAUCCAAGAAGAUGCUCCAUCAGAUGAUGAUAUGUCACAGACUACUUCCGCUCAUCACUGGUUGUUUGCAGGUACUGGCCCGGAUACAGUACCCCCACGGCCGAGCGCGACAGAAGAUGGGAUAUUCGAGUGCCCAUUCUGCUAUAGAAUGAUCUGUGCAAAGACCUUUACCGCAUGGAGACAGCACGUGUUUGGGGAUCUCCGUCCAUACAAAUGUAUCGAUCGCAACUGCAUCGAAUCAAACUCCGACUUCGAUCGUCGCCGCGACUUGCAGUCGCAUGUUUCUAAAUACCACUGGCGAUCGUGGUCAUGUCCCUUCAAAUGUCAGCAGCAUUUCCCUUCCGCAGCAGAACUCAGAGUUCACAUCAGAGAACAUCACUUCCCAGCAGGAACCGAAGAUGAGCUCAAGUCAAUUACAGCUCUAGGUGAAAGAGACGCACCAGAUAGUACCUCCAGUCCCUGCCCUUUGUGCGAGCACUUGGCGACGGGACUUGCAGAAUAUAUCGACCAUGUUGGUUUUCAUCUUGAAAAACUAGCUCUUUUUGCUCUGCCAACAGUAGAAGUUGCCGGCCCUUUGGGGUGGGCUUCUGGGACCAGUUGGAUUCCUGAGUCUGCUCGGAUCCGAGAUCCAGGUUGGCUGACGAAAUACACGAGCGGAAGCGGCGAGGAGAGUAGCUCCAAACCCGGAGCUGAUGCAGAUUCCACACAUUCACUCUCUGCACGACAACCACCAUUCCAAAAAGGUCCACUAGAGUUUUUCAAGACUCAGCUUCGUAUAUCUUUACUUAAGCUCGCCGGCACGAAGCAACAGAUGCGUCACUUAAGCCCUGGGGAAGAGCGCCGUGACGAUGAGGCCCACCGCUUUGCGCGCCGCGAAGAAAAGAAGAAGGCAGAGGAAGAACCCGACCAAGUCUUUGAACCUGUUCGGUCCGAGCAGUACUACGGUGUUCCACAGUCUUGGGAAGCAGACAAUCAACCUGAGACAACCCAGAGUACAAAGACGCAAAUAAAAGGCAAAGGCAAAGCUCAGGAUGAGGGAGUCCUUUGCAACACCAAGGUUAUCCAAUGCGAAAUGGUGCACAGUCGCCAUGGUACGACACCCCUGCUUAUGCCGAACCAGCUGCUUCAAAACCGUCUACGGACGACUCCGAUUAUCAUUCGCCGGCUUCCCCACAAGCCUGUCACGGGGGUUGUUCUACAGCUGAGAGGUAUGGAGAUGGAAUGA
Messenger RNA from Fusarium coffeatum, 2010 nucleotides. RefSeq lists its product as uncharacterized. The record is from RefSeq and is a predicted model, not a curated record. The transcript is spliced from 4 exons. Lineage: Eukaryota; Fungi; Ascomycota; Sordariomycetes; Hypocreales; Nectriaceae. The coding region runs from base 1 to 2010 and encodes 669 amino acids.